Molecule: messenger RNA, 414 nt
Organism: Entrophospora sp. SA101
Lineage: Eukaryota; Fungi; Glomeromycota; Glomeromycetes; Entrophosporales; Entrophosporaceae
Source: the annotation of a GenBank genome assembly
AUGACUCACAUUUCUCAACCCGUAGUGAUUGAAGUUCCCGAGUCUUUUGAAAAAAUGGACGACAUUGAUCAUUUAAUGAUUAUGAUUGCUGAUAUGUUGGGAUGCGUAAUUAUUCAUAAUGACAGGAUUCGUUUAACACCGGCAGAUCUAACAAGAUUUCAUUCUAGAGCAUCACCUUCAAUCUCAGUGAUAGAUUAUUUACGUAGAAUAGUAAAGUACACUGCGACAGAAAAGGCAUGUCUUCUAAUACUACUAAUAUACAUUGACAGAGUAUGUGAACCAUUAUGCGACUCAUAUUGUACCAAUUCAUAUUAUGCCAAGGUUGGUGGGAUAUCUACACAAGAGUUGAACACUUUGGAAUUUGAGUUUUUGAAAUUGAUUGAUUGGCAUUUGAUAUGUACUGGAGGAGGAUAA